AAUUUUAUUCGCAUAACAUAUUUAAAAUGGUAGGGGGUUUAAAUUUUCUGUUACGUUGCAACGUUAUUAUUUCUAUAUUACCAGUGAAACUUUCAAUGUUUUACCAGCAGACUUUACUUUGUAUGGAAAUUAUGCCCUACACAUAAUUUCUCCCCACAUAAAGAAAUAUUAUGGAAUAAUGGUAAUAUUAAACAACAAAAGCUUAUACAAAAUAAAUUGGGUUGAAAAGGGCAUUAUUUUUGCUGCAGAUUUAUUUGAUGAUAACGGAAGCCUUUAUAGCUAUGAAAACAUUUUGAAAACUAAGGAUUUUCCAGUGAAAUACAGAGAAUUUGCCUCGGUCAUGAGAGCCAUUUCUUCAGGCAUAGUUGAGUUAAUGAGAGCACACUCUGUUUAUCAGAGAUUUAGUUUGCAGAUACCUCCUCUAAAGGUUGAGGAUAUUGAUUUAUUUGACAAGAAAUGUUCAAAUAAACAUAUAAGGAAGGUUUUAUGUUGUUCUAAUACGGUGGCACCCAAAGGAAAGUUUUUCUGGAACACACAGUUCUGAUAAAUUGGAAAAAAGCAUGGAUGGUUCACUUUCAAUACUGUAUUUCAAACAAGAUAAGGGAACUUAAUUUCAAAAUUUUACACAAUAUUUAUCCAUGUAAUAAAAAAUUAUCAUUGUUCAAAGAUCUGGAUGAAAAAUGUACCUUUUGUCAUACUGGUUCAGAGACUGUUAUACACUUAUUUUAUAAUUGUCCUUUCUCAUAUGGAUUUUGGAAACAUAUGGAAAUUUUUAUUAAGAUUAAAUCCAAACACACUAUCCAAAUCAGAUCUAAGGAUGUCAUUGUCAAGUUUGAAUGUAAUGAUAAAAUGUUAAGUUUUAUAAUUAAUCUAAUGCUUCUUUUAGGGAAAUUUCAUAUACAUAAAGCGAGGGUCUCCAAAUCUCUCCCUAACUUUAGCGUUUUCUUAAAUGACUUUCACUCAUAUGUAAACACCAUUAAGUUAAUUGUAAAUAAGAAGGCAGAACUCACUUUAAUGAAUCUUCAAUGUUUAUUUCUAAUUGACCCUGUAUAACAAAAAGAAAAGAAAAGAAAAAAAAGCAUAACGUGCCUUUUGGAAUGUUGUAUUAUCUGUUAUGUGCCUCUUGUCGGUUAAUGAGCUGAUUUCUGUUCGUGUGUAUAUUUGAUGUAUGUUUGUUUGUUAGUUUGAUUCUGUAUUUGUGACAAAAAACAAAUGAAGCUUGUUUUAAAAAAAAUUAAUUGUUUGCACACUUGUGUGCUACACACUCGAACCCUACUGCGCACUUUCUCCAAGUGCACUUUAACCGCAGGGCGCAGUGCGAGUAUUGAGAUUGGGCCCAUGUCUUCAGAUCUACAUUUCCGGGUAGCUGCGCAGAUCUGAAAUGCGCAUGUUUCCUCGUUUUCUCUGAAGUCGUUUUCUUGCUCCGAACCGCUUCACUCGGGAAGAGCAGCAGCAGGAAGUAAGAGUUAAGUCUCAAUCUCACCUCUUCUAAUAUCAAAAGCUGUUUCAUUGUAAACAAAGGUGACUUUACACAUAUCUAUUCUCAUUUUGUUUGCUGAUAGCUCACUUUAGCUCACUUUUAAUCUCUGCUGCUGUGUCUCAAAAUGUCUAUUCGACCUGAUUAAAUCUUUCAGCAGCAGUGUUUAGGCUACAGAUGUAACCCAUAGUCAUGGAUGCGGGUUAAUGGUUUUAGUGGGUUUCUGCUUCCGCUUAGUUGGUGUUUGUUUCCGAUGACCCGCAGUUUUCCUGUACGACAAAGAAGCAUCUUUAUUACUUCUUAACCUGGAAUUUUCAGCGAUAAAUGACCAAGAAAUGGUGAUUCUGACUGCAGCACCUGCGUCAAAAGUUUCAAAUGCAAACAAUAUAAAACAUGAUCACGUCAGACUCUGAUCUAAGAAGUUAUUUCUAACUUAGUAAAUAAUGUCCUAAAUUAAGCUGAAAUGUUUUCCAUGCUGGCUGUGCCUUUUCAGCAAAAGCAGUCCUACAUAAACCCAAUUAAACGCACAGCAGUCCCUUUGAUUAUUGAUAAUUUAACCUUUUUAAUUAUUGUAUUAAUUUCUUGUUUUAUUUGAACAAAACUCUGAAUUUAUGUCCUUUAAAUGAACUCAGCAGAAGUAGUCCCACACCUCUCAGUACUCAGUAUGUUCAUAUAAAAGGUUUAUUCUGCUGCUGUUCAGUGUGUAUCCAACAUGACAUCCGCUGCAGAGAUGUCCACCAGGGUUGCCGUGGUAACGGGAAGCAACAAGGGCAUUGGUCUGGCCAUCGUCAGAGCGCUCUGCCAGCAGUUCCAAGGCGACGUUUACCUCACAGCCAGAGACAAAGGGCGAGGUCAGGCGGCGGUGGCUUCUCUGGCGUCUGAGGGCCUGAAGGCCUUGUUCCAUCAGCUGGACGUCAGCGACCUGAACAGCAUCAGCAGCUCCGCUGCCUUCUUUAAGGAGAAGUAUGGAGGGGUGGACGUCCUCAUCAACAACGCUGGGAUCGCGUUUGGAGUGGGAGACACGACUCCGUUUGCCGUCCAAGCCGAGGUGACCCUCAAGACAAACUUCUUUGCUGCCAGAGACAUGCUGACUCACUUCCUGCCGCUGAUCAAAGCUGGAGGUCGUGUGGUGAACAUCUCCAGCUUCGUUGGCUCCAGUACUUUGGCUAAGUGCAGUCCUGUGCUGCAGCAGCGUUUCCGUAGUGAGGACAUCACAGAGGACGAGCUGGUGGGAUUGAUGCAGCGAUUCGUCGACCAGGCCCAGAAAGGCGAGCACAAACAGGGAGGGUGGCCCGAUACGGCGUACGGAGUGUCUAAACUGGGUCUGACGGUUCUAUCCAUGAUUCUGGCUCGUCGUCUGUCCCAGCAGAGACCAAAUGAUGGGAUCUUGCUGAAUGCUGCCUGUCCAGGAUGGGUACGCACUGACAUGGCCGGUCAGGCAGCAGAAAAGUCACCAGAUGAGGGCGCCGUCACGCCGGUCUACCUGGCCCUGCUGCCGCCUGGAGCCACAGAGCCUCACGGGAAGUUUGUGUCUGAGAAGGAAGUUCAGCCGUGGUGAAGGAAAUACAAAGAGCUUAAAGCAAUGAUUGUUUUUAACCCAAACCUUUGUAUCUUUUAGCUGAAAAAGUGUAAAAAUGAUUGUAUAAACUCUCCUGCUGCCUCAACGGGCUCUGGUUCAGAGGAUAAGGUUGUAUAAGGGUCAUGUUUAACCUUCACAUGUUAUAUAAUAAAAUAUCUGUACCACCA
Molecule: messenger RNA, 3223 nt
Organism: Nothobranchius furzeri (turquoise killifish)
Lineage: Eukaryota; Metazoa; Chordata; Actinopteri; Cyprinodontiformes; Nothobranchiidae
Product: carbonyl reductase [NADPH] 1
Molecular function (GO): carbonyl reductase (NADPH) activity
Source: RefSeq, a predicted model, not a curated record